AUGAAUGAAUCAAUACCCAAAUACCAUGGAAAAUCCAAGCUACCCAAGAUUGAUGAAUUCAAACUAUCUACCAUACUAGAUCAAUUCCCUCAAGAAACCACUCAACUCACAAAUUCUGUCGUUAAAGUAUCUCAAAAUUUUAGGAAAGACUUGAAAAACGAGAUACGAUUAAAGUUAUCCAUUCAACAGAAACUUCAAAAUAAGAAUAUAGAGAUUCUAAAAGACAUAAAGCGAUUGAACAAGGAGCUUGAUAAGGAGAACAUUUCCAUAACAGAGAAUGACAUGGAAGGUUUGAGUAAUGAGAUAGAUUUACUUUUGGAAGUCUCAUCUGACUUAUCGAGAGAUUUCAAAAGGAUAUCAGGAAACCUUAAAAGAAUAGGUGAGAAGGUAGGUGUACCACCUCCUGAAGCAUUGGAAGGUUAUUUCAAUCCUCAUAAAACUGUCCCAGUUAGUACGGACAUUAUAGAGGUGAAUGAAGAAGCACAAGAAAGAGAGGAAGAAACCAUUGUGGAAGAUUACCCCAAAAAAUCAGUUCCUAUGCUACCGCAAGAGAACGAAGAAGAGGUAUUCAUAGAAGAAAGUUACAAAGAAGGAAACUCAAAAGAAAUAGAGGAUAUCGAGGAAAUGACAAGUACGGACUUUGAACAGUUCAUGUAUAAGACAUUGAAUAAUUACCGAUCAACUCAGAAUAAAAAAUACACUGAAGAUAUUUUCAAAACCAUUGAGAAGGUCAAGUCAAAGUCUGUCAAUCACAAGAUUGUUCAAGAGAUAGAAAGAGAAUUGGACGAAGAAGACUUACAACAAUUGUUUAAUCAACCACAUUUUGAUAAUUCAUUAUCCUCAUCAUUCCAUAAAUCUCAAAAUCCUAUCGACCUUUUGACUACCUCGCUUAAAACGCCUCCUAUUGUUGAUAGAACCCUUCAUACAUCACAUUUCAAGAAAUUACGGAUCAGUUCUCCUAUAGCGACUGAAGAGCAACUACAUUACGUCAGUACAGAAGCCAGUAGCGAAAGUUCUUCGGAUUCAGACUCCAGUGCACCUAGAACUGUAGUAGAUGAAUAUUAUAGAAACUUCCGGAAAUCCUUGAGUAAAAGAAAACGGUAUUUGAUAAACACCAAUCCGAAGCAUCAACCAAAUCACCAUAGCUUGAAACCAAAAGCAUCAAUCCUCAAAACUUAUGCCAAACCUAAGAUCUGUCAUUCCAACGUUAAAUUUGAACCAUGUGAAAACUCCGAUGAUCAUCAUCACUAUGAAUCGACCUCUAUCAAUGAAAUGACAGAUAAGCAAGACUAUUACGAUGGAGAAAUCAGAAAAUUAAGUCCCGAAUCAGGUUCUCCUUUCAAAAGUCCAGCCAGUAGUCCAAGACUCGAACCUGAAUUACUGGACCUGACUAUUGAUCUGGACGAUUUGGAUCUGGACGAUUUGAAUAUCAACCAAUCAAGCGAUGAAGACGAUGGUCUGUUAUCAGAGAAUAUUUCAGAUCUGACUCUGGAAGAUAGUCUGGAAAUAAGUCUGGGAGGAAUUGAUCUGACAGAAAUUGAUCUGACAGAUGACUUCGAUAAUCACGUGGAUUCUGAUCUGGAUGAUGAUGGUUAUUAUCAAGAGCCUUCAACCACAACCUAUUCCAUCAAUAGAAUGCCUCAACCAGUAGAUAACACUCCAACCAAAGAGGAUGUUAGUGUACAAUAUGUAAAUGGUAUUAUAAUUGAAGAAAAUUCAAUCAAUAAAUUAAAAUCUGUAGUAUAA
Messenger RNA from Yamadazyma jaroonii, 1746 nucleotides. The record is from the annotation of a GenBank genome assembly. Lineage: Eukaryota; Fungi; Ascomycota; Pichiomycetes; Serinales; Debaryomycetaceae.